GCUCAAAUUAUUAAACAUCAUAUGUGGCGAGAUAUGUAAUCUAACAAACCUAUGAAUUAUCUACGAGCGAAUGAUAAGCUAUUAAUCGAUUCACUCAGGAAGUUUCUAAUUGAGGUGGCUCGCUAGCCAUAUUGUCGAGUUGAAGUAAGAAAGCCAUCGAGUCGAGAUGGCUCACGAGUCUUGGGAGCUGAACAGGACUUAACUCAACCUUGGCUCGAUAGUAAAUGAGUCGAGUGUUGAACGAGUUUUCCAGAGACAAACACUGAACCACUCGUGAGCAUCUUGCCUCAUUCAACCCUAUAUGGAAUAAGUAAUGGAUAAGACUAUGGCAUAUAAGAAUGUGGAUGUAUGGAGAAAUUAUUUGUGCUUAUCGUUUUCUCAUGGGAUUUUGAUUUUGAUAAAGGAUUUUGGUCCAAAAUCCCACACCCAUGGGAUUAUGCUCAAAGUUCAUGUUUGGUGCUAAACUGGUGUUGGAUUAUGGCUUUUGGGACCAAAGUUUCACCCAUUUAGGGGACCAACAUAAUAUCUUAGGUUGCAUAUAUCCACAUCCUCCCCAACCUACGAUAGCAUAACUAUAAUAUAAAUUAUUUAGUAUAUAGAUUAACUAAAAUAAUUAUAACAACAACAAAAAUUUGAUAAAACCAGUAUGUACUGCUUGAUAGUCAUCAUAAUAAAUACUCUCUUCUUCGAAAAUAUCAGCCAUUUUUGCAGGUAGCCGAACAGAGAUUCGACGGGUUUUGUAGGAAAAACCAAAGAAAUGUUUUUUUAUGACAAUUCGGACUUAGCCGCAACCAACAUACCACUAUUUCCUAGAAUUUUGGGCGGAGAGGGGGAUGUAUAGGGAGAUAAUCUUAGAGAGAGAAAGAAGAAUGAGUUUUGGUGCGAAGAAUGAAGGAGGAGGGAGAGGUUUAUAUAGGAUUCAGACUGCCUGCUGGGAGGCAGUAUUGUAAUUUUGCAAACACAAAAACUGCCUCUCCAACCAUGGUUUACGUUUUCCCAGGCCAGAACCGCUCCCUCCCCUUGCGGUUCUCGAUCCGUGACACGGAUCGCUCACGGUCCGCCCUUGGAUCGCUUCCUAAUCCGACGGUUCAGCGGACCGCCGCUUCCUUAGGCGGUUUGUUGGCUGCCCUAGCUUUGAUCGCUGCUUCCCCACGCGUUUCUUUAGUAAAACCGCGCCUUCAUUAUAUUGAUAUACAUUUGUAUAUGGUAGAGGGUGGUGUUCUGCUCUUGGUGAUGGCCAAAGAGAUGGGAGUCGAAAUGAAUGGUACAAAGGGAGGAGUGGUCAUUUAAUACAACGUACACCAAAAAUUGUUCAUAAAAAUCGAAACAAAUUAUUAAGAAUAAAAUUGUAAAUUCAACCUUUAACUAAUAAAUUUCAAGAACACAAAUUCAAUAUGAAAUCCAACAAACAAAAAAACACUUUUUUAAAUUCUAACACAAAUUCAAUAUGACAAAGUCCCACAUAAUUCUCCAAUCAUAAAAUCUAGGGUUUUACCCAAAUCCUUCAUUUUGAAAAAUCCUACAAAAAAAACAACUUCUUAUAUUCGUUAACCAUGGGUGCACAUACACCUACAAGUACAUGUGUUAAGUUGAUUUCUCUCUUCCAUCACCUGGUGGGUUUUUUCGGGUUCGAAAAACUCAAUCCAAUCCAACCCCAUCAUCACCCCUAGCUAGGAUAGUAGGAUAUGAAAUUAGGUAGCACAUGGCUAAAUAUGUAAACCCCUUUAUGUGGUCACCCAAUUAAGCAAUUAAUCGUAUAACUAUUAUUAGCUAUGAAAGACCAUCAUAUUUACACUUCGAUGGCUCAUGACGCAACAACGGGAGGUUAUUUUAGAUCGUGUUUAUAGCCAAGCGAACUUUGUAGAUGACUAUUUAGAGCUUCGUUUGAACAUUAUUUGUCAAUGGCAGAACAUAUAUUUAAUUCACCUAGUAAUUUCAUAGGAUACUGGUUGUAUUUUUAAUAAACUUGGAAUUGAAAC
Molecule: messenger RNA, 1979 nt
Organism: Linum trigynum
Lineage: Eukaryota; Viridiplantae; Streptophyta; Magnoliopsida; Malpighiales; Linaceae
Source: the annotation of a GenBank genome assembly